GAGUUCCGGGAGACGCGUUGGCAGUUUCCUAAACACCACCUCUCUCAUCUCAUCUCUCAGUCACUCCAGUAUCAUCCGAGGCCCUAGCAGGGUAGUGAGGAGUCUGUUGGAUGUAACACCGGCUGGAAGAAGACCUUCUGAACACACAAGAUAGCUGGACACCGAUUUGACAUGAGCAGGGUGCCCUGACAUGGACAAAGAGAUGAUUCCCAAAUUUACGUCAAAGGAUGAGGAAGUUGACUACUGGAAGUCCCAAGCCCUCAAAUAUAAGAAAAGUUGCUAUGAUGCCCAGGAGGAGCUGCAGGAGUUCCAGGAAGGGAGCCGGGAGCUUGAAGCCGAGCUGGAGGCGCAGCUCGGCCAGGCCGAACACCGCCUUCGAGACCUCCAAAUUGAAAACGAGAGACUGAAGAACGAGGUGUCCAACCUCAAGGACAAGCUGGAGCAUCAGUAUGCACAGAGUUAUAAACAGAUUUCUAUGCUAGAGGAUGACCUGGGCCAGACACGCAGCAUCAAGGAGCAGCUCCACAAAUACGUCCGAGAGCUUGAGCAGGCCAACGACGACCUGGAGAGAGCCAAAAGGGCAACAAUAGUGUCUCUUGAGGACUUUGAGGGCCGUUUAAACCAGGCCAUUGAGAGAAAUGCCUUCCUGGAAAGUGAACUGGAUGAGAAGGAGUCUCUUCUAGUAUCUGUGCAGCGGCUGAAAGACGAAGCACGAGACCUGAGACAAGAGCUGGCGGUACGGGAGCGGACUACAGACAGGAUGUCAGCACCCAGCUCACCCACCUUAGACAUCGACAAGAUAGAUUCUGCAGUGCAGGCCUCUUUAUCCCUCCCAGCCACACCCGUAGGAAAGAGCAUAGAGCACACCUUCAUCAGCCCAAAAGGAUUGACCAACGGCUGUGGCAACUCAUCCCUCACUCCUUCUGCGAGAAUCUCCGCUCUUAAUAUUGUUGGUGAUCUCCUGAGGAAAGUCGGGGCGUUGGAGUCCAAAAUCGCCGCCUGUAGGAACUUUACCAAAGACCAAGCAGCACGAAAAAAUUACUCGACAGACAACGGCAAACUCAUCAACAGCAACGCCACAAAGUUCUCUCACUCUCUACACACCACUUACUUUGACAAAACGACUGUAAACGGAUUGGACCCCAGCUCCUUGACCUCCAUCGCGACAUCCAGAGCCGUGUCUCCACCGGGCAUGCUUCCUCUGAGUGUGUGAGGCGUCCCUACACCACAUUAACCUCUACUGAAACUCCUAUCCACCCAACACAACGUGGGAACCGAGAGGACACUUGAAAGACCGUUACAUUGUGUGCUAGGUGUGUGUGUGUGUGUGUGUGUGUGUGUGUGUGUGUGUGUGUGUGUGUGUGUGUGUGUGUGUGUGUGUAUGUGUGUGUGUGAAAGGAAGAGUGAUGUGUGCCUGUUUGGGAUUGUGCACUUUUUGAACGUGAUGUGUGGAAUAGAGGUUCGACUAUACGAAGCCUCCAGUUUGCAGCUCCAAAUGCAUCUGUGAGUAGGUGCACAGUCCUGUGCAUAUGAUCCUACCGCAUACUUGCAUGUGCCUAAAAGCUGUACUGUACUGCGCUUGUAUGAAUGUCAUUGCAAAUGCGUCGCUCUCUAGAUGUCAACUCUGAAGUGGCACCGUUAUAUUCUCAGUUCCACUGUUCAUCUGAAAACUACUACCCCCCGACAAAAGGUCCUCAACAGACCACAGCUUCCUUCUUCUUUUCCUCCUGUAUUUUCACUUAAAUUGCACAUUUAAGCUAAUUUCAAUUUAGAAUGUAUUAUAUUUAAAAAAAGGGAUGUGUUCAUAUGAAUUAAUUUAUCUCACAGUAUGCUUUAAAAUGCAAUAUUUCCUCUUUGCUAUUUGCAUGUGUGCAUCUGUAAUGUGGGGCUGGAGAGGCGUAGUUGGACCCCAUGUUCACGACUGAAGUGAAUGUUGAUCGUUCAAAGCCAUGUAGCCAUAGUGCAGUCGUUCCUCUUGUUACUGGCUACUCGCUGUUAUUCAUUUGGGAGUAGUCUCCAUGUUAAAGGUUGGAAAUAUCAGCUGGUUCUGUCCUCUGGGUUAAACCUGCACUUAAAACAAACUGCUCCUUACAGGUGUUGCUGCAGUCGAGUGUUUUCCUCUGUGGACAUCCAUUGACCUUUCAAGGGAACAGUUUUGCCUUUUUCUUUUUUAUGUUUAUUGUAUUUUUUUUAUUCUUGUGAUGGCUCAUUUACCUCAUUCUGAUAUAAUGGCAAUUAUCCACAGUGGAUUCGUACUAUUAGUAGGUGUAUUUGGCUUUAAAUAACACACACAAAUGAUACGUAAACUGAUUCAAGGAGCCCCUUUUGAGACGGUCUGUUAACUUUGGCUGGUGUAUGAAUUCAUGGUCCGUUGUGGCCUUUGUCAUGCAGCACAUUUGCUGAUUUUUGUGUGAACUUCAUGUUAGUUUGACUUGGAUUUUUAGCAGGUUGGAUAUUGGCAAUGCAUUCAUUUUACAUGCCAAAGUUUUGUCUAAAUCCAUUUUGCCCACACAUUUCUCCUUUUUGUCACCAUCUUGAGGCAUAAUUUGAAAUCUUUAGUGUUCAUUUUGAUAAUAUGAGAUGUCAUUUUAGGCACUCUAUGAGCCCUGUUACUCAAAUGUGUUCUACAGUCAGUGUAUAUAGCUUGUAAGGAUGGUAUUUUUGCGUACCACAUUUGUACAUACUGACAUUUGGCAUUAAAGUCCUAUUUAUUUCAGAUUCUGUAUGGCAUGUUCAGAUAUUGAAUGGUUAAAGCCAUUGUAUUAUGAUAUCAAAUUGUCAAAAAUUGUUUAAGUAAAUAAAGAUUGAGAUGACAAAUA
Messenger RNA from Sebastes umbrosus (honeycomb rockfish), 2819 nucleotides. It is a transcript of the gene ndel1b, whose product is annotated as nudE neurodevelopment protein 1-like 1b. Gene Ontology annotation, biological process: mitotic centrosome separation; centrosome localization; microtubule nucleation. The record is from RefSeq and is a predicted model, not a curated record. The transcript has 9 exons. Gene Ontology annotation, molecular function: microtubule binding. Gene Ontology annotation, cellular component: kinetochore; centrosome; kinesin complex. Bases 191 to 1213 code for a protein of 340 amino acids. Lineage: Eukaryota; Metazoa; Chordata; Actinopteri; Perciformes; Sebastidae.